CUUUGUAAUCUGCACCUACUCCUUUUAAACGCAAGAAGAACACACAGAGGUUAAACUAAACACAACACAAGUGUGUGUUUGGUGUGUUCUGUUUUUGUGCUCUGUUUUUUUUGUUUUUUAUUUUUAUGGAGAAGCACAGGUGCAAGCUUUGCUUGAGGAGUUUCGCCAAUGGAAGAGCUUUAGGAGGUCACAUGCGGUCUCACAUGAUGAACCUACCUCUUCCUCCCAAAGAGAGCGAGUUCGUCCCGGUUCAACUCAGUUUUGAGGCCGACUCAUCUCCUUCUCAGUCCUCUUCUUCCUUCUACGGUCUCCGAGAGAAUCCCAAGAAAAGUUUCCGUUUUGCAGAUCCUGAAUUCUCGUUCGCAGCAGAAACGGGUUCUGUGAUCCUCCAAGAUAGAGAGAGCGAGACGGAGUCAUCCAAGAACCCAACUCGAAAACGAUCCAAGAGGGCGUGGCAACUCGGAGAGCCCCCGAAAAAGAUGAAACUCUGUGGGAACAAUAACAAGAACGAAUCUGCGAGUUCUGCUUCCGAUACCACCGCGGAAGAAGCCGUAGCAUUUUGUCUAAUGAUGCUGUCGCGUGACAGAUGGAAGAGAUAUGAUGAUCAUAAAAACAUACAGCAGUAUGAUGAUGAGGUUGAAGAUGAUGAUGAUGACGAUGAUGAUGAUGAAGAAGAAGACGAAGAAGAGGAUGAUGAAGAAGAAGAAGAAGAAGAAAAAGAUGGUUUUGAAUUGGAGGAGAUGAAAUCUGUUAAGAGGAGUAACAAGGUGCGUGGGAGGUACAAAUGCGAAACGUGUGACAAGGUGUUUCGAUCUUACCAAGCACUUGGUGGGCACAGAGCGAGUCACAAGAAGAUGAAGUUAAACUCUGAAACGGAGUUUCAGAAACCUGAACUUGAAUCAGAGCUUGUUGUUGUGUCGGAGAAGAAAAUCCAUGAAUGCCCGGUUUGCUUUAGAGUCUUUGGUUCGGGUCAAGCACUUGGUGGACACAAGAGAACACAUGUUAUAGGUUCUUCUGCAACUCACACCACUGCAACUGUAAGAACUUCUGCAACUGCUUCUGUAAAAGUUGGAGACAGUUUGAUAGAUCUUAAUCUCCCUGCUCCGGUAGAUGAUGAAGAAGACAUUAGCCAGUUCGAUCACUCUGCUCUUUCUGAUGCAGAGUUUGUCAAAGAGUGAAGAAGGUUUUUUCCUUAGUUUGAACUUCUCUGAUUUUCUUUCCCUUUGACUAGUUAGACUCUGAUCCAAAGGUACAAAAUUUUGGUUCCCUUAUUAAAUUGCAAUUUUAGAUUUGUGUAGCCAUUUGGGUUAUAGCUUACAAUUUUACUUGGUUACUUACCCUGUAGUUCAUAUUCAUCUAAUAAUCUCAUAAUUCUUCUUAAA
Vigna unguiculata (cowpea) is the source of this 1382-nucleotide messenger RNA. Its product is annotated as zinc finger protein ZAT9-like. Gene Ontology annotation, biological process: regulation of DNA-templated transcription. The record is from RefSeq and is a predicted model, not a curated record. NCBI's taxonomy places the organism in Eukaryota, Viridiplantae, Streptophyta, Magnoliopsida, Fabales, Fabaceae.